Molecule: messenger RNA, 1170 nt
Organism: Prunus persica (peach)
Lineage: Eukaryota; Viridiplantae; Streptophyta; Magnoliopsida; Rosales; Rosaceae
Product: citrate-binding protein
Exons: 4
Coding region: 1-969 (322 amino acids)
Source: RefSeq, a predicted model, not a curated record
AUGAACCCGAACCUGCCGAGUUCGACUCGGCCUAACGAGUUUCCAGUGGUUCUGAAGCCGUCCAUGGAGGCCAUGGAGAUCGCGCUCCGGGUCGCUGAGGUGGAUCCUCGUCGUACCCUGUUUCUCGAUGACCACAUCCGUAACGUCGCUUUUCUUGGCCUUGAAGUGGUGAUUGCUGGAGCUGAUCAGCAAGAGGCACAUCACCUUGGGCUGCUGAUGAGAGAAAGGCUGCUGCAGAAGACACCAUGCUCGCUUACAAGGCUGCCCAGGCGUAGCGCUUGCGGAUCUUGCACCAACGCAUCCGAUAAGAUUGGGUUCAUGGCUAGCAGAGGCGGUGAGGCUGAAGAAGACGACUACUUUGGCCUCCUCUGGUUGUUGUGCUUUUUGGAAGCCCUGUGCGCUUCUGAUCCUACUGAUGGCUUCACGCGUGUGUCAUUGGCUGCACAAAACCUCAAGUUACAGAUACCAUAUGACAAGUCUCCGGCGGAUCGUUACAGCAGAGUCGAUGGAGUUGAGAGGUUUUGGGUCGACACCAAUGACAAGCCCUUUAAACAAGGCAGUCCAACCAGGCCACGCACAGAGAUAAGAAUUUCUGGAUAUGACUACACAUCUGGAGUUUGGCAAUUUGAGGGCAAUUUCUAUGUGCCACAAGGCAGCUCGAUAAUGCAGAUCCAUGGUGCAGCGACUGAAGCUACAACACUGCAACUGAGGGUGUAUAACGGGGAUCUCAAGUACAAUGGAAACACUGUGGUGGCUUCAAAUAUCUACGACAAAUGGCUCAGACUCAAUGUCAUUCACAAUGUUGGUGCUGGAAAGGUCACCAUUUUUAUCGACGGCAAGCAAAAGCUUGUCGUAAAUGGUCCCAGCCGAGCUAACUUUUACUUCAAGUAUGGGGUUUAUGGUGCCUUGUCUGCUUCAAGUAACUACAUGGAAUCUAGGUCGAAGGAGGUCAAACUUUUCAAGAAAUGAUCCAUGGUGGUGGAGUCAAUGUAAGAAUAAAAUAAUAAUAAUAAUAAUAAUAAUAAAAACAGGUUAAUUAAUAAAGCUUUUUUUUUUUUGAGCCAAGAGGUAUGUUCCGUCAAUCUUUAACUCUAGGAAGCCCAAGAGGCAAGGAGGUUUUGGGCCGAAUCACAAUUUUGAUCCUUGGCUGCCUGAAGAAGAGUUUGGGAU